UGGUUUGAUGAUAUCAACGAAGAAAAAGGGAAAUUAGAAAAUAAGAAAAGCGGCAAAGAAAAUGGCGGGAAAUCAAAGAAUCUGGAGGGAAGAGAAACGCUGAAAUCGUGUAAUCGCUGCAAAUUGUUGGUUAGCGAAAGAUCCCUCCCACCUCAGGAGACAUGGCCGAUAUCGAAACCCUAGGUAUUCUAGAUGAGAUUCAAGCACUCGUCUCCGAUAAGCUCCAAGUGGUUUCUUACAAGUGGCUGAGUCGGAACUUUUUGGUGCCAUCAAAUACUGCCAAGAAACUCCUUCAAGAGUUCGUAGAAAAGCAAGGAUCUCAACUGGAAGUGUUAUAUUCUUUAUCUGGAUGGUUGAAGAAUAAUCCUUCAGUUUACCACACAAAGCUUGUUUUGAGCUCUAAACUUUCAGAAGCCAAAGAAGAAUUUGGUGACAAUUAUUCAGUUCAAGUAUAUAGUGUUCAAGCUUGUAUCCCUAAAGAUCCAGCAGUGCUUUGGAAUGCUGAGUUUAUACAAGCAGAAGAGCUCUUCAAGGAGCCCCCUAAUGUUGUUAACUGCUUACGUGACAACAGGUUUUGUGGGGUCUCAAAUUCAUUUGUGAAACGCAAUGCUGAAGGAACACCUAUAGUCAGCAAAGCUUCAUUUCAAGAAAAAAAGGUUGAAGAAUCAAACCCUAAACCUGAUAAGGGAAAAGAUAAUCAAAAUGGAAGCCAUAGGGCCCAAGUAAUUGAACAAGAGGUCAAACCAGUUCCAAAAAAAGAUCAAGCUCCUCAAUUGCCAAACAAAAAGAAAGCCCAGAAUGAUAAAACCUCUUCUGGGACUUCAGGUUCAUUAGCUAGUAUGUGGGGUCGUGCAUCUGUAAAACCAAAACCCGAAUCUGCACCUGUAAAAACUGAUAAUCCCAUUCCUGUUUCAAAUGAUGCUCAAGUUCUUGCUAAUGAAUUGGAAGAAGAUGAUAGCAGUGGUGAUGAAGAUAAGCAAAUGAACUUCAAGAGAGGUUCUAAUGGUGAUGGGAAUAAUAGAAAAAGGAGAGUUGUCAUUGAUUACUCUGAUGAAGAAGAUGAGAUAAAAGAUGCAGUGAGUUUAGCCUCACCUGAUCCUCCAAAAAAGCAAGUUUCUGUGGAUUCAAAGAAAAGUUCUAAAAAAACUACAGCUCUUGAAAAUAAGAGCUUGGAUUUUGAUGAACUAAAGGAAGAGAAAGUCAAGGUAUCUGACAUUGAUGCUAAAAAUAUAUUGAAAGAAGAAAACCAUGACAAGAAAAUUGUGAAACCUAUUUCAAAUGAGAAAAUUUGUCCUGAAAAAGAUGAUGUAGAACAGAAAGCUAAAGGGAGUGAUGCUGCUCAAAAGGCGACUAAAAAGAGAAAAGUUUUGAAGACACGAAUCGAUGAACGUGGGAGAGAAGUAACUGAGGUUGUUUGGGAGGAUGAAGAAGAGAAAGAAACAAAGCCUGAUGAUAAUACAAGAAAAAAUAAAGACGACAAUAAUACCAUCACCACCAACAGGCCUCUUGCAGCAGCUGCUGCUGCUCCCAAGAAGGUUGGAAAUGUUCAAUCCAAUGCAACAGGAAAAGCAGGAAACAAGAAAGCCAUUUCCAAGGAUCCAAAACAGGGGAAUAUAAUGUCCUUCUUCAAAAAGAAAUAAUGAGACUUGAGAGGCAAGUUUCCUCAUUUAUGGAUAACUACUAUAGUUUUGUUAUGUAGAAUUUAUUUUUGUGCUGAUUAAGAUGUACACUCGUUUGGUUAUAUCAUGCUUACAUUUUAGCUUA
This is a messenger RNA of Lactuca sativa (garden lettuce), 1764 nucleotides long. RefSeq names its product DNA-directed DNA polymerase (gene POLD3). Gene Ontology annotation, biological process: DNA replication; DNA synthesis involved in UV-damage excision repair; DNA strand elongation involved in DNA replication. The record is from RefSeq and is a predicted model, not a curated record. Lineage: Eukaryota; Viridiplantae; Streptophyta; Magnoliopsida; Asterales; Asteraceae. Gene Ontology annotation, molecular function: DNA-directed DNA polymerase activity. Gene Ontology annotation, cellular component: nucleus; delta DNA polymerase complex.